Molecule: messenger RNA, 1398 nt
Organism: Cuscuta epithymum
Lineage: Eukaryota; Viridiplantae; Streptophyta; Magnoliopsida; Solanales; Convolvulaceae
Source: the annotation of a GenBank genome assembly
CUGAAACGUGAACUAAAAUGCGCUUUUCACGCUUUUAGCGAACUUGUUUAUUUUCCACAGCCACUCCAUUUCCAAGAAUCUGUUUCUCAUCCAUCUGAAAUAUCUUACCCGUUUCUCCGACCAUAUUUUAUCGCGAUGAAGAUUCGAUUGAGUAAUAGGAUGUACAAAGUUUGACAAAGCCGGAGGAGUCUUUAGCUUUGCAAUCCACAGCUUUUAUGGAUGAAGCAGUGAGAAUAGGUAACUACGACGCUGUAAGCGCCGCCGGGGGAUAUGGAGAUAGGGUGAUGGAGUGGGAGGACGGUCUUCCACACGGAGACGAUCUCACUCCAUUGUCUCAAUCGCUAAUCCCGCCGGGGCUGGCCUUCGCGUUUCGGAUUUCACCGGAGCCGCUCCGGACCAUGCUCGAUGUGAAUCGCGCCUCGAACAUGACGUUUGCAUCGCUGCAAGGAGGGAAGCAUCAGACGGUUUCGUCCUUGAAUCUUAAUAGUUUCAAGCCGUUCGAUGAAGAUCUGAACAAGGAGAGGAUUAUUACGGACGACGAUGCGGAUCUGACACGAGAAGGAUCUGAUUCGAGGAAGAAUCGGCGGAUUGAGACCGGAGGAGGCGGGGUAGAGGAGGCCGACGACUCGGCUAUGCGGGAUGGAAACUGCGGAGACGGUUCGUCCGCGAAAACUGCUCAGAAGCGGCAGAGGCUCGUUUGGACGCCGCAAUUGCACAAGCGAUUUCUGGACGUGGUGGGACAUCUCGGCAUCAGCAAGGCAGUGCCGAAGACGAUUAUGGAGCUCAUGAACGUAGAGGGACUCACAAGGGAGAACGUCGCCAGUCAUUUACAGAAGUAUAGGCUGUACUUAAAGAGGAUGCAAGGGUUCCCAAACGAGGGGCCUUCUUCUGCAUCGGAUAGGUUGUUUGCUUCGACGUCUUUGCCAGAAUCUGGUCAUGGACAUGGCCACCAUCAUAAUAGCAAUGAAUCUAAUGAUCACAUAUCGAUGCCAAUUCCUUUGCCUUGCCCGCACCAAAUGCUUCCCAUGCCAUUGUUUGGUAUCACUCCUGAUGGAAUCAAUGGGAAGAUGGGAAACCAAAAUGGUGGACCCCCUAGUCAUCUUCAUCAUCAGUAUUAUAUCGGCCAACAAAGGGAGUGGCCAGGAAACCAAUUUGGUGCAUAUCAUCACGUUCCUCCUGAAAAGUAAUUACUUGCUCAACUUGUCUGCACUUAACUCAAUGAGGCCAGACUGUGCAUGUAAAUGACCUUCUUUAUACGAAGUACUCUGAUUCAUGUGUUUGAUGAUAUUUCUUUGUCAGGAGUUUACUUGAUUAAUGUAGAAUUGUCGGGAAAUUUUAGUUGUGAGAAUUAUACUCGUAGAUUAACAAUUAAUGUAUUACUGCUAUUAGUAAAAGAUC